AUGUGCUGGCUGAGGGGGUGGAGCCAGAUCCUCCUGCCGGUGUUCCUCUCCCUGGCUCUCAUCCAGCUAAUUACCAGCUUCUCCGACCAUAAGUUUUCUAAAACCCACUCUCACGGGAAAUGGAAACUAGAAGCAAGAUACGUUGACAGGGAAUGUGCUCAAAAGCAAACUUGUCCAUUGUGUACCAAAGAUAAGAGAUGUAUUUGGUGCCGAGAAGAAAGUGUUUGCAAAAAGUACUGUUUUCCAUAUUCUGACUGUAAAUUCAAUUCUAUAUUUUGGGCAAACUGUAGAGUGGAUAUGUUUGGAGUCGUCAUGCUGAUCCUGGUUGCAAUAUUAGCAGUAGGAUUCUUGUGGUAUUGCCUCGCCUAUUACUUUUACAUGCAGGAGUACACCUUUUAUUAUGCAAGAAAUCAACAAAUUCCUGGAUACAACUGGAAUGCUCCUGGCAAGUGCUCUCGUCCCAUUUGUAGGCACCCCUAG
Molecule: messenger RNA, 480 nt
Organism: Meriones unguiculatus (Mongolian gerbil)
Lineage: Eukaryota; Metazoa; Chordata; Mammalia; Rodentia; Muridae
Gene: Pttg1ip2
Product: PTTG1IP family member 2
Exons: 5
Coding region: 1-480 (159 amino acids)
Biological process (GO): protein import into nucleus
Cellular component (GO): cytoplasm; nucleus
Source: RefSeq, a predicted model, not a curated record